AUGGAAGUUAUAAGCCCCACCCAGUCUCCACCCACUCUCCACCCAGGACCCACCCGGACCCACCCAGUCGCCACCCAGGCUCCACCCAGGACCCACCCAGGACCCACCCAGGACCCACCCAGUAUCCACCCAGGACCCACCAAGGCUCCACCCAGUCUCCACCCAGUCUCCAUCCAGUCUCCACCCAGUCUCCACUCAGUCUCCACCCAGGACCCACCCAGUCUCCACCCAGUCUCCACCCAGUCUCCACCCAGGACCCACCCAGGACACACCCAAUCGCCACCCAGGCUCCACCCAGGACCCACCCAGGACCCACCCAGUAUCCACCCAGGACCCACCCAGUCUACACCCAGUCUCCACCCAGGACCCACCCAGUCUCCACCCAGGACCCACCCAGGACACACCCAGUACAAACCCAGUCUCCACCCAGGACCCACCCAGUCUCCACCCAGACCCCACCCAGGACCCACCCAGACCCAUCCAGUCUCCAUCCAGUCUCCACCCAGGACCCACCCCGUACCCAUCCUUUCUCCACCCAGUCUCCACCAGGACCCACCCAGGCCUACUGCUGCAUUGGCCUUCUCCACCCAGUCUCCACCCAGGACCCACCCAGGACACACCCAGGACAAACCCAAUCGCCACCCAGGCUCCACCCAAGACCCACCCAGGACCCACCCAGUAUCCACCCAGGACCCACCCAGUCUACACCCAGUCUCCACCCAGGACCCACCCAGUCUCCACCCAGGACCCACCCAGGACACACCCAGACCCAUCCAGUCUCCAUCCAGUCUCCACCCAGGACCCACCCCGUACCCAUCCUUUCUCCACCCAGUCUCCACCAGGACCCACCCAGGACCCAUCCAGUCUCCACCCAGGACCUACCCAGUCUCCACCCAGGACCCACCGAGUCUCCACCCAGGACCCACCCAGACCCAUCCAGUCUCCACCCAGGACCCAUCCAGUCUCCACCCAGGACCCACCCAGUCUCCACCCAGUCUCCACCCAGGACCCACCGAGUCUCCACCCAGUCUUCACCCAGUUUCCUCCCAGGACCCCUCCAGUCUCCACCCAGGACUCACCCAGUCCCAUCCAGGACCUACCCAGCCUCCACCCAGGACCCACCCAGUCUCCACCCAGUCUCCACCCAGGACCGACCGAGUCUCCACCCAGUCUUCACCCAGUUUCCUCCCAGGACCCACCCAGGACCCACCCAGUCCCACCCAGGACCUACCCAGCCUCCACCCUGGACCCACCCAGUCUCCACCCAGUCUCCUUCAGUCUCCACCCAGGACCCACCCAGUCUCCACCCAGGACCCACCCAGUCUCCACCCAGGACCCACCCAGAACCCACCCAGUCUCUACACAGUCUCUACCCAGACUCUACCCAGGACCCACCCAGUCUCCACCCAGUCUCCCUCAGUUUCCACCCAGGACCCACCCAGUCUCCACCCGGUCUCCACCCAGUCUCCACCCAGUCUCGACCCAGGACCCAUCCAGUCUCCACCCAGGACCCACCCAGUCUCCACCCAGUCUCCAUCCAGGACCCACCCAGACCCACCGAGUGUCCACGCAGUCUUCACCCAGUUUCCUCCCAGGACCCCUCCAGUCUCCACCCAGGACCUGCCCAGUCCCAUCCAGGACCUACCCAGCCUCCACCCAGGACCCACCCAGUCUCCACCCAGGACCCACCGAGUCUCCACCCAGUCUUCACCCAGUUUCCUCCCAGGACCCACCCAAUCUCCACCCAGUCCCACCCAGGACCCACCCAGUCUCUACACAGUCUCUACACAGUCUCUACCCAGGACCCACCCAGACCCACCCAGUCUCCACCCAGGACCCACCCAGGACCCACCUAGUCUCCACCCAGUCUCCACCCAGGACACACCCAGGACCCACCCAGGACCCACCCAGUCUCCACCCAGGACCCACCCAGUCUCCAUCCAGUCUCCACCCAGGACACACCCAGGACCCACCCAGGACCCACCCAGUCUCCACCCAGGACCCACCCAGGACCCACCCACCACCUGUUAUCCGCUGGGAAACACUUGGUAA
Messenger RNA from Oncorhynchus tshawytscha (Chinook salmon), 2052 nucleotides. RefSeq names its product proline-rich extensin-like protein EPR1. The record is from RefSeq and is a predicted model, not a curated record. The transcript has 8 exons. Lineage: Eukaryota; Metazoa; Chordata; Actinopteri; Salmoniformes; Salmonidae. The coding region runs from base 1 to 2052 and encodes 683 amino acids.